Ictalurus punctatus (channel catfish) is the source of this 1326-nucleotide messenger RNA. RefSeq names its product hepcidin antimicrobial peptide (gene hamp). Gene Ontology annotation, biological process: intracellular iron ion homeostasis; defense response to bacterium. The record is from RefSeq and is marked provisional. Lineage: Eukaryota; Metazoa; Chordata; Actinopteri; Siluriformes; Ictaluridae. Gene Ontology annotation, cellular component: extracellular region.
GGAGACGAGAAUCCUGAGAGAAAAAGAAGCAGCAGAAGAAGGAGAACCUUUGAAGGAGAACCUUUCCCGAAACAGGAAAAGAAAGUUUGUGAAAGUUCUUAACUUUCUUUUAAAACGACUGGUUAAAAAACCUCCCGAAAAAACUAAAAGACAAAAUGAGGCCAAUGAGCAUCGCGUGCGCCGUCGCCGUCAUCAUCGCGUGCGUCUGCGCGUUACAGAGUGCAGCUUUACCAUCUGAGGUACGGCUCGAUCCUGAGGUACGGCUCGAGGAGCCAGAGGACAGCGAAGCAGCUCGGAGUAUUGAUCAGGGCGUGGCUGCAGCGUUGGCGAAGGAGACGAGUCCUGAGGUGCUGUUCAGGACGAAGCGUCAGAGUCACCUCUCUCUGUGCCGAUACUGCUGCAACUGCUGUAAGAAUAAAGGCUGUGGGUUCUGCUGCAGGUUCUAAUAACGGACCACAUGCAAGUUUUCACCCCCACUCAAGGGAUGGGACGUUAACUUAUUUAUCCUCCUGGACUGAUCUUAUUUCACUCUUAUGUUGACAUUCUCCUGCUUGGACAUCUUCACUUGUUGAAUGGAUCCAACAUUAUGGGUUAAAAUUAUGAUGUAUUGCUUUUUUAUACACCGAGGUGGAAAAGGUUGUAAGGUGCUAUGAGAUCCUUGUUCUGGGAAUUUCACCUAGAAGCUAUGCUUGCUAGCUAUACUAUUAGCUUUAUGCAUGUGUGUAGUGAAUGUACAUAGCUAGCUUUUUAACAAAAAAAAAAAAUCAUUUCAAGAAACAAUUUUGUUAUCUCUGGAAAGAAAUAUGAUCAUGAGGUCAUGUCCAGCCUCCAUUUCUGUUUUUAUACACACUGCCAACUUACAGUACAUCCCGAUUUUGCCAAACGUCAGAUCAUUUAGUCGCAAAUUUGAGCAUGUGUCGGAAAAAUCAGUUGAUAAAAAUUAGCUAGCUGUCUAGUGAGCUUGGCUAGCUAGUUAAUAUCAGGAAGCUACUCCUGGAGAAUUAUCGUUAAUCGUAGCUAAGCUAAUCGAUAUGAAAAAUGGGUAACGUUGAUGUCGCAUGAUUAAGUUUGAGAUAAAUCUUCAUUUAAACUUCACCCUCGUUGAGAUGUUUGUCAGGGUGUGUUUGUUUUUAUCAAUGAAGCUUGGUGGAGGAAAUGUCAAUGAGCUAAUCAAUGAAAACGUUAGCUCAGCUACAUAUUUGUGGGCCGAUAAGUAUAUUUUCUACAUAUUGCCUAAGCAAAUGCCUGUUGUAAAUAUUUGUCAAAUCGAUCAUUAUUACUACACGUUGUUUUGUACUACGCUUGUAAUAAACAAGUUUCAUACAA